AUGGCCACCAGCCAAGCGUCCUGGCUCACGCGCAACGGCGCUGCGCCGGCCCUCACGCCUUCUCGCCCCGCUCCGCCUGUACCAUUCGGUCGCGUCGCCGCCGACACGAGCCUCCAGCCCGGCACUUGGACGCCGCCGUCGAGCUCUGCAGCACCAGUCCUCGCGUCGGACCAGCACCGCUCGCCGCCAGCAGGGCCUCAAGCCGCGAGGGCGCAGACGAUCGUGCGCCGAGGGUGGGUGAGCGCCAAGGAGGACGGGCUGCGAGCGUGGCUGUGGAGCAAGAAGUGGCUCGUCCUGCGCGAGCAGUCGCUCGCCCUGUACAAGAACGAGCUCGCAGACGUGGUCUCGGUCACGCGCGAGGACCUCAAGCCGUUCUGCAUCGCCAUCGCGACCGCCGCCCGCCCGUACUACCUCGCGCUCAAGUCGGACGAGGAGCUGUACGCCUGGAUGGACGACAUCUACGCCCGCUCGCCCCUCAUCGGCGUCUCGAGUCCGACCAACUUCGUCCACCAGGUCCACGUCGGCUUCGACCCGGUCUCGGGCGCGUUCACCGGCCUCCCCGAGCAGUGGACUCGGCUCCUCACGAGCAGCGCCAUCACCAAGGAGGACUACGCCAAGAACCCGCAAGCCGUUCUCGACGUCCUCGAGUUCUACACGGACAUCCAGAAGCGCGAGCGCGACGAGUACGGCCUCGGCGCGACGAGCAUGGGCAUGACGGACGUCAGCGCAGCUCUGCACCCGCUCGACGGCCCGGCCGCCCCAGCCCCGGCGCGGUUCGACGCGGGUACCGGUCUCGCCGGGCAGCGGUAUCCUGCGAGCCUCGAGACCAUCCGCACGAUCCCGGCCCCGCCCCACGCCAGCACCUCGACCGCGUCCUCGACCGUGCCCGCGCCGCCUACCGCGCCACGCGCUCAUCCUCCCUCGGCCCCGACGACCGAGACCAACUAUCCUGUCGCGCGCCCAACCCCGCCGGGCGCGGCUCCCGCUCGCCCCGCCUACCCGGCAGCCCACCCUCGACUACCGACCCCUCCCAACCUGUCCCCCAUGGCCCCUGGGCGCGCCGCUCCUCCGCCUCCCACCUCGUCGCCGCGCG
Molecule: messenger RNA, 1093 nt
Organism: Rhodotorula graminis WP1
Lineage: Eukaryota; Fungi; Basidiomycota; Microbotryomycetes; Sporidiobolales; Sporidiobolaceae
Exons: 2
Molecular function (GO): protein serine/threonine kinase activity
Source: RefSeq, a predicted model, not a curated record